AUGCCGCGGAGAUCGGCCGGUACCCGUACUGGGCUGGAUGAUCAGGAAGAGGGCGAUCUAAGUCGGUACUUCAAUUCAGCCAUAAAGAGGUACGAGGCGGAUCAACGCACAGCUCAGCGAAUGAAUCGACAGCCAAACCGCCACCCAGAUCGCCGUACUUUUUUCCAACCCUCACACGAAAGCCAUGACAUGCCGGAUGUGGAGAUGGAAUCGGUGGAGUCGGACACUUACCAACAGAUCCAGCAUGGGGCGGAAUACGACCCGGAUGAUUUAUGGAUGCCCGAACCACGUCGCCCUCACGUAGCCGCGACCGGUGUGACUACCGGAGGGGGAAGCAUCACGCAGAGGAUCAGAAUCUCAGCGAUUUCUGAGCUGAAAGAAUUCUCAGGGAAGGAUCGGGAAGAAGACAAAGCGCGAACCUGGAUCGGCAAAGUGAAGUCAGCGUUUAUCCGGGACCAAACACCGGACAAAUAG
Peronospora matthiolae is the source of this 474-nucleotide messenger RNA. NCBI's taxonomy places the organism in Eukaryota, Oomycota, Peronosporomycetes, Peronosporales, Peronosporaceae. The record is from the annotation of a GenBank genome assembly.